AUGCCGGGCACCAAGACGAGGGCAGUCAAUGAGGCUCAGCUGCAUGAACUGCCCGAGGGCCUGGGCGGGGCCCACAUCCCCCCCACACCCCUGCAGGAGUUUGCAGACGCGCUGUCCCAGCUGGUCACCCAGAAGUUCCACGAGCUGACCGGAGGCCUGGCAUCCAUCCACAGCCGCCACAAGGCACUGGCGGGAAUCAUCAUGAGCAGAGGCCUUGAUGCCCGACAGGCACAGGUGGUGGCCCUGUCCUCAGGCACCAAGUGUAUCAGCGGCGAGUACCUCAGCGACCAGGGCCUGGUGGUCAAUGACGGGCACGCCGAGGUGCUGGCCAGGAGGGCGCUGCUGCUCUUCCUGUACGCUCAGCUGGAGCUGUACCUCAGCACACGGCACGAGGACUGGGAACGUUCAGUGUUCGUGCAGCUGAAGGAGGGCGGCUUCCGGCUGCGGGAUAACGUGCUGCUCCACCUGUAUGUCAGCACCUCGCCCUGCGGGGACGCCAGGCUGCACUCACCCCAUGAGCUCUCCACCCAACUGAGCGCCAGCAAGCACGUGGUCAGGAGGUUCCGCGGGCACCUGCGCACCAAGAUAGAGUCCGGGGAAGGGACGGUCCCCGUGCGGGGGCCCAGCGCCAUGCAGACCUGGGACGGCGUCCUGCUGGGUGAGCAGCUGGUCACCAUGUCCUGCACAGACAAGAUCGCCAGGUGGAACGUGCUGGGGCUGCAGGGCGCCCUGCUAGGCUACUUCACGGAGCCAGUGUACCUGCACAGCAUUGUGGUGGGCAGCCUGCGCCACCCCGGACACCUGGCCCGAGUACUGAGCCGCAGGCCCGCCUCCCUGGGCCCGCUGCCAGCCGCCUACCGGCACAACCGACCUCUCCUCAGUGGAGUGAGUCUGGCUGAGCCCCGGCCACCAGGGAAGGCCCCCCACUUCAGCGUGAACUGGGUGGCAGGCACCCCUGACGUGGAGGUCCUGGAUGCCACCACCGGGAGGAGGAGCUGUGGGGCCCCAUCCCGGCUCUGCAAGCACAUGCUGGCCUCGCACUGGGCACACCUCUACGGGAAGCUGAGCACACGGACCCCCGGGGCAGAGGACGUGCCGGCCACCUACUGCGAGGCCAAGCUGGGCGCCCGCGGCUACCAGGCGGCCAAGCAGCAGCUGCUGGCGGCCCUGCAGGCGGCCGGGCUGGGCACGUGGGUGCAGAAACCGCCCGAGCAGGACCAGUUCCCGCUGCGCCCCUGAGCGCCCCCUCCAGGCCCGGCUCAAGCAGUCAGCACUCAGGCGCCGCCCGGCCCCGGCCCCCCCACGCCAAGGCCAGCGCCCCAACGUGGCCCCUGCUGCCCUCGCGCCGCCCCCACCCCUGCGCCGCCCCCCACACCAUUGCCCUCACGCUGCACCCCCUGCGCCCCUUUCCCCGUCACGGAAGCCAUGGGCUGCGCCCCCCAUACUCGCCCCUUCCCGAGGACUGAGACCCUACACACACAGGAGGGAGACCCCCCCAAGACCCCGAGCCCUCCGUCCCCACGGGAGUCGGGAGUCCGCCGGGGAACCCGGGCCGGGGCCCCCAGCUCUGCACAGAAGACGAAGGCCC
Erinaceus europaeus (western European hedgehog) is the source of this 1588-nucleotide messenger RNA. RefSeq names its product adenosine deaminase RNA specific B2 (inactive) (gene ADARB2). Gene Ontology annotation, biological process: RNA processing; adenosine to inosine editing. Gene Ontology annotation, cellular component: cytoplasm; nucleolus. Bases 1 to 1239 code for a protein of 412 amino acids. The transcript has 9 exons. Gene Ontology annotation, molecular function: double-stranded RNA adenosine deaminase activity; double-stranded RNA binding; tRNA-specific adenosine deaminase activity. The record is from RefSeq and is a predicted model, not a curated record. Lineage: Eukaryota; Metazoa; Chordata; Mammalia; Eulipotyphla; Erinaceidae.